This is a messenger RNA of Pipra filicauda (Wire-tailed manakin), 4420 nucleotides long. It is a transcript of the gene LAYN, whose product is annotated as layilin. The record is from RefSeq and is a predicted model, not a curated record. The transcript has 8 exons. NCBI's taxonomy places the organism in Eukaryota, Metazoa, Chordata, Aves, Passeriformes, Pipridae. Bases 3179 to 4282 code for a protein of 367 amino acids. Gene Ontology annotation, molecular function: hyaluronic acid binding.
GAAGGCUUUCCAUCAGCCUGGUUACCAGGCAGUGUAGUUAGCUGAUUGCCCAAAGCAACAAUCACUAGCCACACAGCCAGGUGAAAAGGUGUGCAGGAUCAUCUCCGUGGAAAUCGGGCACGUGGGAAUUCCGGAGGCACGAGGCAGCCUGACCUCCUUGCAGAGGGCUCAGCAAGGGAAAAGUGCUGAAUCCCUGUCCCAGCAGGAGACCCCAGUUGUACUGGGGGCUGCACUGGUUUGCUCACAGGACACUGGAAACCAGGAGGACAAAAUAAAGGGGGUUUUCUCCUCCCCCUUGGCAGCCCUCAGCCCCCAUCCUGACCCUGCUCCUCUCUCACAGCCCAGGGCCUCUGUUCUCACAUUUACCUCCAUUUAUUCCCCUUGAACAAAUAAAAUUGAGGACUGUGGUGGCAACUCUCUGGGGGCUCGAGCCUGAACCUGAGUGAAAAAGUCUCGAAGGCAGAAACUUUUGCUGGAGCCUCUGGAAAAUCAGCAUUCCACCCAGACAUCAACACAAUUCACACGAGCAAAGGAAACUAAGACAACCACCACGAAGUUCUGUGAGAACAUUUCCAGCCUGACUCUGCAAUUUUUUUUUCUUUCUUUUUUUUUCUUUUCUAAUUUUAGUCAAGUCUUCCCCGUUUUUACUGAAAAACCUGCAGCCUGGGGGUGGGAAGCAGGCCAGACAAGAGCAAUCUGUGAGAGGUACAGAGAGGUGCUGAGCUCUGCAAGUCUUUCCUGCAAGUCAGCAAACCCUCCUUUCCCUAUUAACAAUUCCAAAAGGCAUCCCAUCCAUUACCAUCAAUUAGUCUGCUUUCUGAAUUCUGGCUGGAGCCAGCAACAGUUCCCUGAAUCUUACAUUCUUUUUUAAUUUUUUUUUUUUUUUUUUUAAAUCAGUAACAAUAGAUGAGAGCCAGGGUUUGCAGCCAUAGAGAUGACUGAUUGAUUGCACUGAAUAAAUCACUUUGUACAACUACAAGCCUCACAUAAGUCUAAAAGAAAUUCAAAUGAAUGCACUGAGUGAAAUAAGAAUAAUGUUCAGAUUAUUAUCAGUCAUAGGUGUCACACAGUGCUCAAAUCCAGACUUCAGGCUUGAUCCAGAUGUGCUGUUCCUGCACCCCUGGAAGCUCUGUUGUCUCCACAGUGGUGCAGGGACAGGGGAUUAUCCAACAAAUUCCCUAAGCAAGGAGGAUCCUGUAGGCUGUGGGACACUGAAAGUCCAGCCCAGACAGCAGGAAGCAAAAAGUGUACGAGGUAAAUGAAGUUUAGGCCAGCUAAAUAUAGUUAUUGGACAAUUUUCAACCCCAAAACCACAAGGAGAAGAGAUGGUGUCUGAAUUUCUCAGUUCCAUGUGCCAAAGGGAUCUUCACAGCCUGGCCACUCUUGGUUGUUUGAUUUUUUCAUGGCUGUCUCGAGGUUUUUAUCCCCUGAAAACACCAAAACUCAGUUUAUAACAAAGUUAUGAGACUGGCUGCUCUGCUCCCUAAAAAGCUCUCAGAAACUUAAUUUGAGCAAUCAAAGGAAGAACUCCAUGUAGGGAUUUUUAUUAUUAUCAGUAUUGAAUUCAAGAUUUACUGACAUACAGUGGUUUUCCUUGGCCUGGCCGGAUGUUUAUCAGGAGAAUAAAAUCCAGGAGUAAGAGGGUUGAAUUAAAUUAAUGCUCUUCUUUCCUUCUGCUGUAACUCCCAAGAUACAAAGCAGCGAUAAAUGAGUUGAAGGUUAAACAUCUGUUCUUCUGAAGAACUAUAUAUCUGAAUUAAUACAAUUUCAUUGCUCAAUUGUAGAGAGCAGAACUGAAAUUUUAAAGCUGAUGAGUGCAGUGAUUUGAGAAAUAACUUGGAAAACAAGAUUUCAAAGGACCCUUUCAGAAAUGACGUAUUCAUUUUAGACAUAAAAGCCUCCUUUCUUCUUCCUUCUUAUUUAAGCUUUUAAGUUGGUUCAUAUGAAGUACCUCCUCUUCUCAAAGUUUAUUAAAAUGCUGAACCCAGACUAUCUGCUCUGCCCAAAUUCUGUGCAUUUAAAGCUGGGUCUGCUUUUUAUUUCCCUCGGUCUAAAUAGUCAGGUCCUAUCUGGGGGAGGGGGGAAAGAUGUUCUGGAUAUUAUUGUCAUUAUUAUUGCAAUGACUACUCAGUUUUAUCCUAUACUAAUAUAUAUUAAGAUAUGGACAUUAAAAGGCUGAAAGCCUGCUGCUUUUGUUCUGUACUUUACUUUCUAUAUAUUUUCCAUUUUUUUCUAAAUAUUAAGAGAAGGAGGUGGAAGCUUCGACAUUUUCCUUAAUCUUGCUUUAAUUCAGGUUGGAAUUCUGAAAGUCAGGGAGAAGACCAGUUGACAAAGUGUUUCCAUAUUUCUGAAAGGGCCAGGAAAUGUCACAAAGGCUGUUCCUGUUUCACAGACACGACCCAGGCUGCAAAGCCAUGGCCUGAGCUCAGCUCCAACACUGAGAUCCCUGAUUUCUGGUGACCUGGAGUGGGCUGUGCUCGUGGUACUUUAAAGGAUUUUCCUCUAUUUAAAAUACUGAUUUCAGAAGGAGCUUCUCUAACUGAGCUCCCAAGAGCGGGUCUAGGUUUGAAAUACAUAAAAACCAUUAAUCUCUUAUUUUAAAGAAAGCACCGAUCCCGGUGCUCUGUCCUGCAAAAACCCCCUUGGAGCCCGAGCCAGAAAAUCCGUGGAUGGAGAACGCUGCAGGAAACAGGUGCGGAGCAGCUUCCCGGCCACCAGGAAACGGGCUGGGGGGGUCGGCAAUGUUCGAAGCAGAGCCCCCGUGCUCUGUGCCCGCUCCCGGAGCGCUUUCCCGAGGGCAGCCGCGCAUCCUCAGCCCGGGGAGGAUGCGCCCCUGGCUGGGUCUGGCUCUGCCUGCGGGGGCGGCUCCCCACGCCCCGGGGGGAGUGUGGGACAGGUAUAAAACCGGGCGGGGGAACACGCGGAGGGAUGAAGAGUUUGGAGCGGGGAAGGAGGUGGAGCGGAGAGAGGAGCGGAGAGAGGAGCGGAGAGAGGAGCGGAGAGAGGAGCGGAGAGAGGAGGCGCAUCCCGAGCCCGGGCGGUGCCGCUUCCCGAGCGCAGGGGCUGAGCCGAGCCCGCUGGCCCGGAGCCCGAGAAGGGGAGGGAAGGAGGGAAGGAGGGAAGGAGGAGGUGCCGGUGCCGGCUCCCUCCCGUCCCCUCGGGCCGCGGAUCCGGGGCGAUGCUCGCGGCCGCGGCGCUGUGCGCGGCCGCGCUGGGCUGCGCGGCGGGGGCGCGGCUGCUCAGCGCAGUGGACAUAUCCCUCAGAAGAGGACAGACAGUUUGCCGCCGCGGGACGCAGAAACCCUGCUACAAAAUCGUGUAUUUCCACGAUGCCUCCCGCAGAACCAGCUACGAGGAGGCUCAGCUGGCCUGCCAGGCUGACGGGGGACACCUGGUGAGCAUCGAGAGUGCAGCAGAGCAGAGACUCAUCGAAACCUUCGUCAGGAGCCUCCUGGCUUCCGAUGGGGAUUUCUGGAUUGGGCUCCGGAGGAAAAAGGAGGAGGAGGAGGAGAACAAUAGUACAGAGUGCCAGAACUUCUACUCCUGGUCGGAUGGCAGCUCAGCCAAGUUCAGGAACUGGUACGUGGAUGAGCCAUCCUGUGGGAGUGAGAUCUGCGUUGUGAUGUACCACCAGCCAUCUGCCCCGCCAGGUGUCGGGGGGCCUUACAUGUUUCAGUGGAACGACGACAGAUGCAACAUGAAAAAUAACUUCAUUUGCAAAUAUUCCCUCGAGAAGCCAACAAAUGCUCCAAUAGAGAAUCCUCAGAGAGAUGUUGCCACGGAGCCCUCGAGCCCAGUGCUGCCAGGAGAACCCCGGAGGAGAGGUGUUAAUGUGACAGCUGUGGGAGCCAGAGAACCUGUUCAGAGUCUUGCCUACAUCCUUAUUCCCGGCAUUCCUGUGCUGCUGCUCCUGGUGGUCAUUACAGGCAUCUCCUGUUUUUGGCUUUUUGUGAAGAGGAGGGAGGAGCGGAUGGACAGAAGCCCCAAGGAGGAGGAUACCUGGCUGUCCAACAGCCCCAGCCUGGACAUCUACAAAGUCAUCACCAAGCAGUCGGAGGCAGACCUGGCUGGGACCAGGCCUGGCACCAAGAAUUCCUCCUUCCGGGCCCGGGAGCACUCGGAGCUGGGCAGGGACAGGCAGGAGGCAGCGCCCAAACCCCCCAGCAGUGGCUUUGGGACCGAGAGUGGCUUUGUCACCAACGACAUCUACGAGCUCUGUGGGGACCGUGUGGGCAGGAGCCAGGAGUCCACCUGGGUGGACAAUGAGAUUUAUGGAUAUUGAGCAAACGGACAGAAAAAAAAACCCUGGAACUCAGAUGACAAGGUGGAUGCUGAGACGAGUUUACCUGCCCUGUCCAUGCACUUGUUUUAAUAACAGUUACACAUGGUGUUUAUCCUGGGUUUGCAUUUCCCCAUAUUC